AUGGGUCAUCAUCCCAUGCGUUAUACGCGAUACGAGGCACAUGGCGUCGAUAUCGAGUCCGAGACGGCUGGAGUUGGUCGGGACACACUGUCGAGCUCUCCUGAGAUAAGCCUGUGGUCCGACUCACAGCCUUCUUCGAUGGACAUGGCUCAGCAUUUCGUCGACUCACAAGUACAAGACACAGCUGCCAAACGUGAGGUGAUCGACUGUGGCAACGAGCCCCAAGCAUACCACACCAUCAACGUUCAUGGGUAUGGCCCCGACCACAACCAUUCCGGGAUGCCCAUCAUGAUGCCCGAUCCCUACGGUCACGACUACGACUUUGAAGAAGAUGUUGACGACUGCCCCCCACUUGACGGUCCUGACUUCGCUCACCGCACUGCCUUUGAUGAGCAUCACAGCCUUGAUGACGUCUCCGCAGGCUCAAGCUUUACCUCGAACAUGUCAAGCGACGAUUCAUCUGUCUACCAUGUCAAGCCGACAGCAACAUCCUUUGAAGGGUCGCCGACGUUCGAUGAAGAGGCUCCCCAGCCGUCGCUGGAGUAUGGUCUCCCCGUAAGCCAGCAGUUCAAACACGUUGCCAUGGAGUCUUUGUCGCCAGUUGUCCAAGGCGACGCGCUCGGUCUCCAGGUACCUGAGAUGUGGCACCAACCUCCCGAACUACCCGGAAGGCUCAUGGAUCACUUGUCGAUUCUGUCGAUUCAGGGGCUUCAUGGCUAUCCCACAUUUGGCCACUCCUUGUCCUACAUGGACGGGAAGGCCAAGCAAGAGGCCGCCGCCUACAACUACGUGGCGCACGAGGUGGCUUCCCUCCUUCCCGGACAACGCAAGAAGAGAAAUGAGCUUUUCGACUUCUGA
Messenger RNA from Emericellopsis cladophorae, 858 nucleotides. RefSeq lists its product as uncharacterized. Bases 1 to 858 code for a protein of 285 amino acids. Lineage: Eukaryota; Fungi; Ascomycota; Sordariomycetes; Hypocreales; Bionectriaceae. The record is from RefSeq and is a predicted model, not a curated record. The transcript has a single exon.